Macroventuria anomochaeta is the source of this 674-nucleotide messenger RNA. RefSeq lists its product as uncharacterized. The transcript has a single exon. The record is from RefSeq and is a predicted model, not a curated record. NCBI's taxonomy places the organism in Eukaryota, Fungi, Ascomycota, Dothideomycetes, Pleosporales, Didymellaceae. Bases 34 to 465 code for a protein of 143 amino acids.
UGACGUUCCUAGAUCUUUCCAGGUAUUGCGAAUAUGAGGUACGGGACCUCUUCUUCGAUCCUCUUACAUAUUCACGCAAUCUGUGGUCUACCAUUCGCCGGACUGCAAACCUUGCAGAUAACAGGUCGUUACAAAAAUAUCACUUUGGCCGGGAUGUGGAUUGUCUUUUCACUCCCGCAUCACAAGAAUUUGGUCAUGGGAAAUAUGGGGAUCAGAUACUCUAAUUACGACGAUACCGAAGACCUUCCUCGUUGGUCCUUGGCUCCAUCUUCUGGUCUACGGGAGCUCUACAUACGUAAAUUGUUCCUCGGGAAAUCAUCGGCAGAUAGUCACGCCCAGCGAAUGGACCGUUGCAUUUGCAAUGUAUGCCCUAGCCUACACUCACUUCACAUCACCACCACAACGGGCGGUCACUCGCGCGAGCUUCUGGACACAUGUCAUGGCUAUUUCGGUGCCAUAGCAUGACUAUCUGUCUUUGACGAGACACCAUCAACCGAGGUCAAGAACCAUGCGAGAACCCGACGUGGAUGAAAACAUGAUGUCCAUGCACAGCAUGCGAGCAUCAACCGUUAUUGAGCAUCUGGUGCUGGACGCCUCGGAUCUACUCGAUGUUGUUGACAUGGGGGAGUUUAGUCAUGGCAAACACCCUGGCGCAGGCUAUCUGCAACUCAUGU